Messenger RNA from Pseudopodoces humilis (Tibetan ground-tit), 2667 nucleotides. Lineage: Eukaryota; Metazoa; Chordata; Aves; Passeriformes; Paridae. The record is from RefSeq and is a predicted model, not a curated record.
AUGUCAGAAUACCUGGCGACAGCCCUGGUUGGGUUCGGUGGAGAGAUUCAGUAUUCUGCAAAGCCCCCUUGGACUCAGAUGCUGGCUGUUGUCGACAUAGACCUACCACAAAAGGUCAUGGACCGGCCCCAGCCAGGACCAACAGUCUUCACAGAUGCAUCCUUGACAACCUCCACUGCAGCUGCAAUGUGGCAAUCAGAGGACGAGUGGCACUGCGUCAAAGCGACUGAUCGUACUCUCUCAGUCCAGCAACUGGAAGUAGCAGCUGUAGUACUGGCAUGUGGACUGUUCCAAACAGAGCAUCUUAACAUCGUAACUGAUUCAAUGUUUGCAGCCAAGCUUUGCCUGGCUAUGUCAGGACCCGGCAUAUCGACAUCUACAGCAGCUCUAAUGCUAGAAGAAGUGCUCUCCUCUCGAAAAGGUACCAUAUCAGUCAUCCAUGUUAACAGCCACAGUCCAAUCAAGGGGUUCUUCCAAGUCGGCAACGACAAAGCAGAUGCUGCCGCAAAAGGAUUGUGGACCCUACAAGAAGCUCGUCAGCUACACGAAACCCUGCACAUCGGAGCCAAAGCACUAGCAAAGAGAUGUGAAAUCUCAGUUGCUGAUGCAAAACAUGUAGUAGCUUCCUGCCCCCACUGCCAAAAAGCACCACUGUGGUCCUGUGGAAUCAACCCCAGAGACCUAAAAGCCUCAGAGAUAUGGCAAACAGGCUUUACAUUGUGCCAGCUGUUAAAACCCCAAGCAUGGCUUGCAGUAACAGUAGAUACGUACAGCGGAAUGAUUAUAGCCACGCAGCACCUGAAAACCAACUCCAAAGCAACUAUCCAGCAUUGGCUAACAGCCAUGGCUUGGCUCGGCAUCCCCAAGCAAAUCAAAAUGGACAAUGGUGCAAAUUUUAUCUCAAAGCCGAGCCAGGAAUUCGCCUCCAAAUGGGGAAUCACUCUAGUGCAAGGCAUCCUGUACAAUAGCACAGGACAAGCCAUCGUUGAGCGAGCAAACCAAACCGUAAAAGCCAAACUGGAAGUGUUGGCAAAGUCAGAAAGCUUUAACAAUUCCAUUCCCCAGGCAGACCAGGCGUGCUUGCUAGCAACUGCACUGUUAGCACUGAACCAAUUCCCUAGAGGAAAUGAAAUAAACAGUCCCUCCCAAAAACACUGGGCCACUCGAGCUCUAGAAGAGGGCCUGCAGGUCAUAAUCAGAAAUGAGUUAGUGGAGUGGGAGCAAGCACUUGUUAACAGCGAGCAGGUUGGUGCAGAAUAUAACCCCCAUCAACCAUUCAGGUGGAUCUUACGCCGUGCCUCGAAUGAAGUGAUCAAAGAAGUAGUCACAGCAGGCACCCCAAAGUUCUUUGUGCUCAUUCGAGACAUUUUUCCUGGUAUUGUAACUCAUAACACCCACCCUCGCUUUGAGCUGUACCAGUCAUACUGGUGCUCAGCCACCAACCCAGGCAAAGACUACUGCCACCAACCAGGGUAUUGGUUUUGUGGCUAUUGGGGAUGUGAAACAAUAGUCCUGAGUAACAGGUGGGCACCACCAAAAGCAGACGAGUUUCUGCAGGUAGCCUGCGGUCUGGCAGGCUGUAUGCAUCCCAGUUUCAGCUCUAUAGGGCAAGUGUUUUAUGGCUUUUAUGAUGACCAAUUUAAAGUCUGUCAUCAAAUGAUCAUGCAGGUUCUGCAGCCAGCAGAUGUGGGCUGGAUCACCGGAAGAAUGUGGUCGGUAUUCUUGCACAAACCUGGUAAAAAUCCUGGUGAAGUAGUACAAAUUAUCCAGCUCCCAGUUAUAACACCUGAAGCAGUUGGCCCCAACCUUGUAGUACAAGCUGAGAACCCACGAUCUAAUAGUCUAUACCCACUGCAUAAGCAAGAAGCUUCUCCCCAAAGAUCUGAAGCCGCUGCUUUCAAUUUGCUCUAUCGAAUGUUAGAUGCCACCUUUUUACCUCUAAAUCAAUCCAACCCUAAUGCCACAGAAUCCUGCUGGCUGUGUUAUGACACACAGCCCCCUUACUAUGAGGCUGUGGCCCUUAAUAACCGGCCGCUGUGGGUUAAUGCAGAAGCCCCAGUGCAGUGCCACACUGCUAUCAUCCCCAGGGUCCUAUACCACUCCAAAGAAGAAGUGAACCAGUACCUUGAACAAGCAGACCGCCUCCAGAAAAGAGAGCUGUUGACAGGACUGUCAAUAGCAAUGCUGCUUGGCUUGGGAGCGACCGGUGCAGCCACAGGUGUCUCUGCCCUGGUAACCCAGAGUCAGAGUCUCUCUCAGCUACAAAUGACUGUAGAUGAAGAUAUACAGAGAAUUGAGAAAUCCAUAUCCUUUCUAGAAAAAUCAGUCUCCUCACUCUCUAAAGUUGUUUUGCAGAACAGGCGAGGUCUCGACCUUCUAUUCAUGCAGCAAGGAGGCCUCUGCAUCGCCCUGAAAGAAGAGUGCUGCUUCUACGCAGACCACACCAGAGUAGUGAGAGACACCAUGGCAGAGCUACGAGACAGGCUGUCUCAAUGGAAAGCAGAGAGAGAAGCUCAGCAAAGCUGGUUCCAAUCCUGGUUCGAUCAAUCUCUGUGGCUAACCACCCUGGUGUCUACCCUGAUUGGACCAGUUGUGAUGAUUUUACUCGUGCUAAUCUUUGGACCAUUUGAUCUGGUGAACCUGGACUUGCACUCAGAAUUCCAAUGA